UGGCACUGGGCGAUGUGGUUUAGUGAGGGUUACAGCGGCAGUGCUGGGCGAACGCUUGAACCGGAUGAUCUUAAAGAUCUCUUCCAACCUUGGUGAUUCUGUGAACAGAGGCGGCGAGGCUCCUGUGUCCCGGUUUGGGGGGGGUGAAACUCAGCACUCCGUGAUUCCGGCUCCCUCUGAGGGCAGAGGCCGGAGAGCGCCGCGCCCGCGUCCGUCAGCUCCGGUGCCGCUCCCGGCCCGUCCGCCGGCGGCUGCGCGGGCCUCUCCCCUUCCUCCUCCUCCUCCUCCUCCUCCCGCCGCGGCCGCUGCCCCCGCGGCAGGGAUGGAGGCCAUCGAGGAGCUGGCGGUCCAGCCCUGCACCUCCUCCCUCUACCUGCGGCCUUUCCGCCUCUCUUACCGGCAGAAUGGCACUAAGAAGUUCUGGGAUUUUAUGAGGACACAUGACAGUGUGUCAAUCCUGAUCUUUAAUACUUCUCGGCAGUGCUUUGUUGUGGUGAAGCAGUUCCGCCCAGCUGUUUACAUGUGUGAAAUAGAAAGGCAUCAUCCUCAAGUCUUUGAGAAUCAGGACAAGGAGAGCUUCCCUUCCCUGGAAAAUCCCUUACCUGCUGUGGUUGGAGUGACCUAUGAACUCUGUGCUGGCAUUGUGGACAAGCCAGGCCUUUCUUUAGAAGAAAUUGCUUGUGAGGAAAUUCUGGAAGAGUGUGGCUAUCGUGUUUCCAUUGCAGACCUCAGGAGGAUCACUUCUUACAGGUCUGGAGUUGGUGUGACAGGUUCUAGGCAGACUUUGUUUUAUGCAGAAGUAAACGACCAGAUGAGAACCAGUGGAGGAGGUGGCCAGCCUGAAGAGGGAGAGCUGAUUGAAGUUGUGGAAAUACCUUUAGGAGAAUCCAUGAAGUUUGCUUAUGAUGAGACUUUCCCGAAGACAAUGGGUGUCAUCUUCAGCUUCAUGUGGUUCCACAACAACAUAGCACCUAAACUACCCAAAAAGUAAAGCACCAUGAUUUUAAGGAAAGCUUUUCUGCUGGUGCUGUGCAUGCAGGAAGCUGAAAAUCUGCCUGCCUCAAUCAACUCAACUUCUUACAAGACUAAUUUUUCUUUAAAUAAAUUUGGAAGUAAAAUCUGAAUUAAAAUCUUCACACAAUUUCCAUUCUUAGCAAAACGCUAACUGGAAUCGCUGGGGCCAGGAUUUGCCUUGGAGAGGCAAAUAUUGAUUUUUGUGCAAAGAUUAGGUGAAUGUGUCCAGAUCUCCUUUCUCACAACGCUGUUUAGAGGAGCUGCCCAAGCCCUCAGCACAGCUGCCUCAGGAGCCUCUCACUGUGUCUGUGCACACUGGCAAUGUGUAUUCAUUUUCAGUUUUGGUAUUUUUUUGAAGAAAGGAGCAAACCUUAACAGUCACAGAUGCCUUAACAACGUUCCUGAGUUCAGCACAGCUUUCAGGGAGCAGCUUUCUCUGUGGUGUGUGGCUCUUGUGCAGAGGAGGCGUUUGCAUUUCUGAACAUGCAGGCCUUUAUUUCAUAAGCAAACAGGUCUGUAAAUCCUGCUAACGUGUCACUUUGACAAUGGAGCAGCUGUAAGAUUAUGUGCUCCUGUUUGUUCCCAUCACAAUGCUGGGCAGCAGUGAUGGUGAUGGAGGGGUGAAGGAUGGGGGCUUCUGCUGGAACACAUGCUUCUUUGUUUGCUUUAUGGGCAAUAGUUGAUAAAUUAGAUCAAACUUUGUCCUCUAGAGCGGGACCAGAGAGGUCGAAUGCUUUUAAUUUGAUGAUGAGGUGAUUAACACAAGGGAUUUCUCUGAGCUUUGCUGUGGUCUCAAUUUCCUUACCACCCAAAUGGGAGGAAUGGGACUUACCCCUCAGAUAACACUUCUUGGAAUCUAAUGAUUGGAAGUGCUUUAUUGUGAUUUUAUCAUGAUUUAUGAAGUUUACAUGAAAGCCUGUGCAACCUGCACAGACUUACUGAGGAAUGGCUUUUAAAAUCAACGUCUUGAUUUAAUAAUUUGAUUUAAUUUGAUUUAAUAAAGUGGUCUAAUUAGAACAUAUAGUACUUGUUCUAUCAGUGUAGUUUGGAUGUGGACUGUUUAUCAUGUGAAACUGUUAAGAGCAUGAAUGAAACAGAAUGAAGUCUGGCAAUUUAAUUAUGCACUGGGUUAUGUUAUUCACUGACUUAAUCAACAUGCCCACGUUAUAAAUGCCUCCAGGAGUACUGAGGUGCUAAGUGUGUUUAGAAGAGAACUGCAAAUAUGCAAACUGAACUUAACAGCUGAAAUAAGUGCAGCAGAGGAGUCUGAUGGUGUCCAGUGAUUUUAAAUCACUGCUUAUCUCAAUAGGUGUAUAAAUAAAAUAGGCUUUUUUAAAAAGAGCUUUUUGAAUUGCUGUUUGCUGGUUUUUAGGGAGGAAAGGUCCUUGGAAAGCCACUGAAGAAGGAGCAGCCUCUGCCUAUGGAGUCAGGCUAUUUCUGGAAGCUCAGACACAGCUGUGUUGAGCUGGGCCUGGUCCAUGGUGAGUCAAAGGCUGAGUUAUUGUGAGAAGCAAAUAAAUUCUGUCUGUCUGAUGUAUUUACAUUGGAAGGUGUUUCAAGGUGGGGUCUCCACUGCUCUGUCUAGUACAGUGUGUCCUGAUUGUUGCUGAGGCCUUUAUGAACUACUACAGUCCAUAAAAUAAAUAACGCCUUUUAUUCCAGGCUGUAGUAACCAAAGUUUCUAUUUGAUUCCGCCAAAGUGACUGGUCACACAGCAGCUGGUGUGCCUACAUGUCAAAAAUCUUUUUUUCUGUAUAAUGCGGAAAUUGGGAAAAAUAAAAUCUUUUGCCCCUCCAA
Messenger RNA from Motacilla alba alba, 2811 nucleotides. It is a transcript of the gene NUDT14, whose product is annotated as nudix hydrolase 14. The transcript has 5 exons. NCBI's taxonomy places the organism in Eukaryota, Metazoa, Chordata, Aves, Passeriformes, Motacillidae. The coding region runs from base 65 to 991 and encodes 308 amino acids. Gene Ontology annotation, molecular function: UDP-sugar diphosphatase activity; metal ion binding. Gene Ontology annotation, biological process: nucleoside phosphate metabolic process; ribose phosphate metabolic process. The record is from RefSeq and is a predicted model, not a curated record.